Ctenopharyngodon idella (grass carp) is the source of this 3303-nucleotide messenger RNA. Its product is annotated as C-C motif chemokine 2. The transcript has 6 exons. Gene Ontology annotation, biological process: cellular response to tumor necrosis factor; positive regulation of ERK1 and ERK2 cascade; neutrophil chemotaxis. Gene Ontology annotation, molecular function: CCR chemokine receptor binding; chemokine activity. The record is from RefSeq and is a predicted model, not a curated record. Lineage: Eukaryota; Metazoa; Chordata; Actinopteri; Cypriniformes; Xenocyprididae. Gene Ontology annotation, cellular component: extracellular region. Bases 98 to 664 code for a protein of 188 amino acids.
CACAAGACGAUCAGCCACUGAUACAGCAGCUGCACAUCAAGAUCUGAUCAUUGACCGAUCAUCAAAAUCUGAUCAUCGAGCGACCACAGACCCAAACAUGAGGCCACGCUGUUGCUUCACCUGUCUUGUGCUCUUCAGUUUCUGCCCACUGGCUCGAAGUGAAUUCAGCGAAGGUCCCGAUAAGUGCUGCUUUUCUUUUUCCAAAGUAAAGAUCCCAGUAAAGCAGGUUGAGAGUUAUUAUAUGACACAUGCUGAGUGCCAUAGGAGUGGAAUCAUUUUCAUCACAAAAGCUCAAAGGCUGAUCUGUGCUGACCCAACCGAGAAAUGGGUUCAGAAACUGAAAACGACUGCUCGCCGAAUUGAAAUAUGGGCCAUACCUGAGAUGGCACUCGCCAAUUCUAAAGUGGACAGAGUGGCAAAGAAAGCAGAGUCAAUCAGAAUGACAGAAACUGCACCACAUCAGCGACCAGAGGAAACAACUCUAGUCUACCUCAUAGAGUCAAAUGACUGGUUAGAUUUUGACACAACACAAGCAAAUCCAAAUACUAAAAUGGCAUCAGAGUCAAUUGGCACAAGAGGAACAACAACACUCCAGAAAGCAGAUGAAUCAGCUGUAGUCCACCUCAAAGAGUCUGCUUACUUCUGCAUGCAGCCAGAAGAAUAACUAGUGAACUUCAUACAGUAUCUACAGUAUAAUGAGACAUAAAAGACCACCAAGUAAUACUUCAACCUGUUUCAGCUGGUAAAAGAGUGAACAAUUUCCAUGGAUAAAUUCUAUUAUGUAAAUAUAUAAUUAUAUAGUUUUUGCAUGGGACCUGAAUGCUAUUUUAUGACAUAUACUGAUGUUAUCAUAAUUGCUUAGACUGUAGGAAAUUUCCAAAACUGAAACAUGUGCCCUCUAGUAGGACACUGAAGUAUUGCAAAUUAGGAUUUAAAGGUGCAGUAAGUAAUUUCUGAGAAUCACUGUCGAUAUUUGAAAUCAACCCAAACAAACACACCCCUCCCUUCUCUGCUCCACCCCUAAAAUGCAUGAACAUGCAAUGCAAGAGUGGAUGUCUCUUUAUCAUAGCUGAAGCAAAGCAAAAUAACGCUUCGCAAAAAAUAAAGCGAAGAUGAUGACAAGGAAGAAUAAAAAAUGAAUGUACAGUGCACAAGAGUAUAUACAAGCAAGAGUUGAUUGUUAGUCGCUAGCAGCACACCAGCUCCAGACAAACAAAGACACUCAAAACCGUCCUGUUAUUAUAACAUUACAACAACACCAUAUCUUGGUUCUGUGAAACAUAGCAAAACCAAUGUUACUCACAUAUGGAGCAGAAAAAAACGCAACCUUGGCAUCCGUUUUCAGGCCUUCCCGCUUAGGUCUCUCCAGCGCUGGAAAGCUUUUCUAAUAUUAAUGUGGGUUUUAAAGCUCUUGCCUGAUCAUAACUCUUCUUUUUCCAAUGAUAUUCCUCUGACCUUUUCUCUUUUGUAAUGUCUCUCAGCCAUCUCCCUUUCUACAGUCUUCAAAUCUCCCUCUUGCUCACUCUCUCUCCUCCCCCAUCAUGAGUGUAUACGCCCCCUACUGCUGAUUGGCUUCAAGUAUGUUGUGGCGCUCAGUUUGAUCCACUUUCAACAGUGUUUCUCAGAAAUCGCUUACUGCACCUUUAAAUCACUGACUACUAUAAUACAUUGAUGUUUAUAGGCAUAUAAGAUUACUUAUAAGGAAUUUAUUUUUGUGUUAACAGAAUAUACAGUGCAGCACCAUAUAAAAUGGAAUGUUAGUGUACAACAAAAUGCAGAAUGAAAUACAGUACCAUAUACAUAUAAUGCUACUAGUUUUUAAAAAAUACAAACUUGGUGAGUAGAGGGAAAAAAUGUAGUUAAAUAAUAAAUAAAUGUAUGUAUGUAAAAUAAAUGUACAAGUGUAGAGGCCAACAUGUCAAAGUGUAUGCAUGUCUAAUUCAGGCAUGUUGGUUGGUUUAUAAUAACGUCACUGGUUAGAGGACGAAACUGUUCUUUUUCCUUCUGUGGUUUGUCUUGCAUAUAUAUUUCUGAAAUGCUUUUUUUUUUUUUCUUCUUCUUCUUUUUCAGGGUUUUCAGCCUUUGCAAGCCAUCUCAAUGUAACAUAUUCUAUGUAUGUGUAUUAUUUAAUAAAAGCUACAAACUAUAUCCAGCACUGUGCAUCAAACAAAGCAAAGAUACGUUACUAAACGGGUCUUUUGAUUCACUAAUGAUAGCUAAUUCAGUAGCACACUGAGGCUGUCAGCAACAUUUGUGAGUUUGAUUGUUACUACUGUGUGAAACUGUGGUUGUCUGACAUGUUAAGCCUCCCCUUUUAUUUAAUCUUUUCUUCAGGCAUGCUCAAGAAAUAGUUAGAUUUUUUUUUCUCUCUCAUACUCUCCUACUUGACUUCUAUUCAAUCAAAUUUUAUUCUUCACUCUCUAUAGCCACAUGGACUAGAAUAAUUGUUCAUUUAAUUUGAACAAUUUUUCUUUAAAGGAGUAAGGAACCACAUCAUAUUUUUGUUCUUUGCCUUUGUUUUCUCUUAAUGCUAGCUUGUUCUCUCAUAUCACUCUUAGUUUCUCUCUUUUAAUUUCUUCCAAGAUUUUUUAUUUUAGAUUUCUUUUUCAGUUUUCUUCAGGCCAGCUUGAAUUUCAUAUUUCAUACCAAAGGGUUUGGCAGGUUAGCAUGGUCUUGUUUGCCCCUGCUGUUAGAUGCUGGAACUGCACCAUCUGGACCCAAAAAAAAACACCUUUCUCUUUUGACAGCCUGUUCAUUCAAAAUCAGACAUGUAGCCUAUUCUCUUUUUUUUUUUUUCUUCUUUUCUUUCUUUUUUGCAAACAAACAAAUUGUGAAUAAUUAAUUAUUUUAUAGUAGAUGUUUUACCAGUACCUACAUUUUUGGGAGGUCUCCUAAAUGUGUGAAAUCCAAUUGAAUUCAUUAAUUAAUUGAAUUAGAUGUUUCUUUACAGUUUUUUUCAAUAAUUUCAGUCUUUUCAAUAAAGGAUAUAUAAGUCAUUGUCAUCCUUCAAAGUGAGUCAAUCUCUAAAUCUGCUCCUUUUGAUUCUUCAUUGUAUAGUUGAAGCUCUUGGAUUUCUCUCAUAGAAAUUCUUCCAGAGCUUCCAGACAGAUCAUUCCUCUCUCAUCACUAUGCCAUGCAUAGGCGAGUGUGUGUAAGGCUGGGUCUUCCCCUGGCCAUGGACUUGAGACUAGUGUGUAAUUUUCUCACUCAAACCACUGACUGCUGCUGCUUCUGAUUGCUUUUAGAGGGAAAAAUGCAUAACUGCUGGACUAUGAUCAGUUUUCUCAGUAGUAAUAGCACAUU